This is a messenger RNA of Cucurbitaria berberidis CBS 394.84, 1203 nucleotides long. Its product is annotated as PLP-dependent transferase. The transcript is spliced from 2 exons. Bases 1 to 1203 code for a protein of 400 amino acids. Lineage: Eukaryota; Fungi; Ascomycota; Dothideomycetes; Pleosporales; Cucurbitariaceae. The record is from RefSeq and is a predicted model, not a curated record. Gene Ontology annotation, biological process: biosynthetic process. Gene Ontology annotation, molecular function: pyridoxal phosphate binding; catalytic activity.
AUGGUCAAAAUCAACGACUUCGCUGUGGAGUCAUGGAUGGACGCACACGAGACGAAGUGCAAGUACAACCUCGCCGAAACAUGCUGUGCCUCCCUCUCCAUCGACCAGCUCCGCGACCUCUCCGAGAACAAGGACGGCCAAGUCUUCGACACUGCGAAAAUUCUCGACUAUGGUGCCAUCAGGGGAUCCGAGCAGCUACGAAACAAUCUUGCACGACUGUACUCGGCAAAAGUGGCUUCACCCUUGUCGCCAGACAGCAUCCUCACCACGGCUGGAGCAAUUCAAGCAAACUACCUGACGGCGUAUGCCCUGGUUGGCCCCGGGGACCAUGUCAUCUGCCACUACCCCACCUACCAGUCACUCUACGAAGUGCCAAAGCAACUAGGCGCAGAAGUCGAUCUGUGGAAAGCAAAGCCCGAGAAUGAAUGGAUCCCCACCAUCGACGACCUGAAAGCCCUCAUCAAGCCCACCACCAAACUCAUCGUCAUCAACAACCCCAACAACCCCACAGGCGCCGUGCUGAAAAAGAGCCUCCUACAACAAAUCAUCGACCUCGCCUCAGAGACCAACAUCACCGUCUUCGCAGAUGAAGUCUACCGCCCCUUGUUCCACUCCAUCAGCCCGAUAGACAAGGACUUCCCCCCUUCGCUGCUCUCCAUGGGCUACAAGAACGUCGUAGUCACAGGCUCCAUGUCCAAAGCGUAUUCGCUCGCCGGGAUCCGCGUGGGCUGGAUCGCCUCGCGCAGCCCCGAGCUCAUCGAGACGAUUGCGCAGGCGCGGCACUACACCACCAUCUCCGUCUCGCACUUUGACGAGCAAGUCGCUGCGUACGCGCUCCAUCCAUCGACGAUCCACAGCCUGCUGGCCCGCAAUAUCCAGCUGGCAAAGACCAAUCUCGCGCUGCUGGAGAGGUUUGUGCUGAAGAAUGAGGACGAGUGCGAGUGGGUGAAGCCCGUGGCUGGCACGACGGCUUUUAUCAAGUUUCAUAGAGAGGGGAAGCCGGUCGACUCGGUGAAUUUUUGCAAGAAACUGCUUGAGAAGACGGGCGUGCUGUUUGUUCCGGGCAGUCAGUCGUUUGGCGACGAGUGGAAGGGAUAUGUCAGGAUUGGAUUUGUGAACCAGACGGAUGUUGUGCAGAAAGGGCUAGAUGAGGCGACCAAGUUUGUCAGGAAGAAUCUAGAUGACGUUGAUUUGGCUACGUAG